AGUCGUCGCGGGAGUGCCGGCCCCUUCGCGUCGCGCAGCCCGCCAUACGGCCCGCUGCUGCUGGUUGCCAUACGGUGACAGAUGCCAGUUUGUGGGGUGGAGUUCCAUGCCUGUUGCACUUCAUCGGUCAGUGCAGGGGCGGUUAAUGGUAUUUGUGGAUGAUGCUGGAGUUUUCGCCCGAUGAUGUCCCAUAUGUGCUCCACUAGAAACAGAUGCGGUGGUCAAGGAGACCAAGGAACCAUGUCAACACUACGUAGAGGACGUUGAGUUACAACAGCGAUCAAAGAGGCACACGUUCACCUACUUCAAGUGGAAGACAUCGAUUACCAGAGAACCAACGAACAGCGGUGAACCUCGCACCUGGAUCGCUACGCUCAGACAGGUUCCGGACAUCGGUUUAUCCAGCACUGGCCACGAAUUCAGUGGACCGGAAGCUGGCAGUAGCAGGCGUUCUACGAAAAUAACAUAAAGAUGAUGAAGAUCAUAGCCAUUAGCAUCGGAGAGUGCAGUAGUUUUAAUUGUGCUGACGAAGAUGGACUGGGAAACGUUCUCUGUAUACACCUAUUCUCUAGCUGAGUGCUAUAAUCGGAAGCAGGAUAUUCAUUACAGAAGUAUUGUAGGCGAAACCAACUUGAAGUGCUGUUUGUGUCAAGGACAGCGAUUCGAGUGAAAGUAUAAAACUGUGUUAGGCUGUGACUGGUGUCCAUCAAGGUUUCUUCGUCACAAAAUUAGUUGGUUUUGCCGAACUAAUGGAAAUGAGCUGAAGUAACAUGUAAAUCAAGAGAUCUAAUUUUCUUAUUUUUUCCAUUAUGGACUACCGACAAAAAAGUGAUUUUGUGCAGUGACUGUGUCAACAUUCCAGUUAAUUAUUAACGAAUUGGCAGACAAGGGUAUCGUAGAUAAUCGAAGAUGUAUCAGUUUAUAUUUUCAAAGUGUUCAGUGCCGGCAGUUUGAAAAAAGAGCUUCCAAGAAAACAUUUUUUUAAAAAAAUUUCGAUUUAAAAUUUCAGUGAAAAUGGUUUCAAUAAAUUAUCUCAAAGUUCGAGGAGAAAAUAUGUAAAGAACUCAUCAGUUAAGGAAAAGAUUUUUAACUUUCAUUUAAGUUGUACGAAGUACUGGAUUUGGUGAAAGUGAGCAUUUCAUGAGUAAGUUCCACUUAGUUAUACUCGGCUAUAGGGGAUCCGUUAUUAGUAAGGAAAUAAAAGCUUUAUAUCGCAGGUGUUGAGAGGUCGCAACUUAAAAGGAACAGCGUUCGAGAAGUUCUAUAUUUAAAACUAAUUCUUCUGGUUACUCCACAGCGUUUACAGAAUACAGUGUUAUUUUGAGCAGGAUUCUCUUGGGAAUUCCAGGUUAGAAAAUGGGUAAAUUUGUACUAAAUUAUGCACUGUAAUGUAGGUGGAUGUGUUAUCUUGAUAUUCCUCCAAGCAAUCUCAGUCAUGUACAGUUUCAGUCAGGUCUGUAGUGGAAAGUGCAUAGUAAUGGACCCUUUGCCUCCAGUACUUGUCAGUGAAGUGUAGCCAAAUAAUAGUGCGUAAUACCAUAUAUUGCAAAGCAUGUGGUGUGAGAAACAGGAGGGAAGGCUAACUGAAUCGAUGUGACACGGUAGGGAGUUUUGCGAGAGGUACGACGGCCUUUCACGAAGUACAUCUCGCGUGUGGCUAUACGGACGUGCUAUAACAUUUGAGGAAACCUGCAGAAGGUUGGACCUUCUGUGAUGCGACAAAUGUGAUCGCGCAGUUUAGUAAUAUGACGCACAGUAAAUACGAGUGGCAGACUUCAAGCGAAAGGGUGGUUUCCUUGUGGAUGUACAUUCGCGGUGUGACCACGGCAAGUGACAGUCUGUCUGGACUCGUGUCGAUGAACGCGGUGCAGACUGACACCUGGCAGGCAGUGACAAGGAGGGAGUCGGCGCCCGGAGGCGGCUCGUGGUGAUCGCCGUGGCGACCACGGUGUCGGAGGCGCGCAGCCGCGGCCGGCUGCCCGGCUGGUACUCGCAGCACGGCCCGGGCUACGGGGGCGGCGGCGGCGGCCAGGAUGACGACGACGACGACGGCUUCCUGGCGGCGGCGCCGGUGGCAGGACGGCCGCGCGCCGCGCUCGUCGUCGUCAGCAUGGACGGCGACGCGCCCGCCUCCGCCGUGCUCAAAAAGGGCCACGGCGUGCCCGACGCGGAGGCCGGAGUCGGGGGCGGAGACGGCGCCGGCAGCAAGGACGACGGCGGCGGCGGCGCUGGCGACGGCGGCUGCUCGUGUUGCUGCUGUUGCUGCUGCUGCAAGCCACGAGCAGGGGCCGAGGCGAGCAGCGAAGGCGGCGCGGGCUGGUGGCGUCCCACCAUGCUGCUGCUCCUGCUGGUGCUGCUGCUUGUCGUCUUCGUCCUCAUCUCGGGCAUCCUGCUCUACUACAACUAUAUCACCUACAGACCCAGACUACCACUGACAGAUGAUUUCAGCUACGAUAUACCUCCAAUGCCCACAGAAGAGCCAUGCGAGGAGGCGCCUUGCUGGUGGGGCGCUGAGUGUGAGUCGGUGGAUGGCCGCCCGCUCUGCCGGUGCCCCGAAGACUGCCAGCCAACGCCCCCCGACGCCGCCACCGACGCCGCCGUCUGCGGCAGCGACGGCGCCACGUACGCCAGUGAGUGCCACCUGCGCGCCAAGGCGUGCGCCAACCGUGACGAGACGCGCGUCAGCCACCCCGGACCUUGCGGCACGACGACGGAGGCGACGGGCCCGCCGGACCCCUGCUCGUCGCUGUCGUGCGGCGAAGGCGAGGAGUGCGUGGUGUCUGCGGAGGGCGCGGCGUCGUGCCGCUGCCGCGAGAGCACGUGCUCGCCCGAGCUGGCGCCCGUCUGCGCCUCGGACGGCAAGACCUACUCCAACGAGUGCGCGCUGCGGAGGGAGGCCUGCCGCACGCACCGCGCCGUGCGCCUGCUGCACCACGGCGCCUGCAACCUCGACGUGUGCGACGGCUGGGAGUGCAGCCACUACGCCAUCUGCGAGAGCGACGGGCGAGGCGGCGCGCACUGCGCAUGCGUCGAGGAGUGCGCCGACACGGAGAGUCCAGUGUGCGGCUCGGAUGGCGUCACCUACAAGAACAUCUGUGAAUUGCAAAAGUAUUCGUGCCUGGAAGAGACGGCGAUCUCUAUUGUGAAGGAACAGCCUUGUGAUGACUGCGAGGGCGACCUAUGCUCCGCUCAGUGUGAGCAGGCGUGCCCCCUGCCUGGCCCAGAGGACGCGGUGUGCUGGUCCGGACGUACCUACCCCAGCUCCUGCCACGCGCGCCGCGACGCCUGCCUUGCGGGCGUCGACGUCAGCGCCGUUACCGCCGGCGCCUGUCCUGACACCAGCAGCAGCGCAGGCCUCCAAGCUACGACCGGGGGCACGGUGUCGCCUUCGGAGGAGGGCGAGUGGCCGUACCCGGAGGCGACGUGCGAGGAGACGACGUGCGAGCUGGGCGCGACGUGCGAGCAGCCUGUGGGCGGCGGGCCCGCGGCGUGCGCCUGCCGCUUCGACUGCGCCGCGGCGCCGCGCGACGGCCCGCUCUGCGCCUCCGACCUGCGCGUCUACCCCUCGACGUGCGCGCUGCGCGCCGAGGCGUGCCAGGCGCGCCGCGAGCUGCGCCUGCGGCCCAUGGAACUCUGCCAAGGGCUGAAGGUGCGGCCGUGCGGCGGGGAACCCCCGCUGGUGCACCCCGGCACGGGCCGGCAGUACGACUGCGGCAGCGGGCCCGCGCGCCAGGACUGCCCCGCCGGCAGCUACUGCCACCAGACCGCGCACUUCGCCCGUUGCUGCAUCAAGACGGACAAGGCCUUGUCCGAGAUCGCGCCCUCGUGCGAAACGUCUACGUACGGAUGCUGCCCAGACGGGAAGACGCCGGCUGGUGGCCCCGCUUACGCAGACUGUCCGUCUUUCUGCGGCUGCAACAAACUCGGCGCACUUUCUGACUCCUGCGACCCACUAACCAAGCAGUGCAUCUGCAAACCAGGUGUCGGAGGCCUGAAGUGCGAUCGCUGUGAAUCGGGCUACUGGGGCCUUCCAAAGAUAACGGAAGGCUACAACGGAUGUACCCCAUGUGAUUGCUCUGUCUACGGCUCUGUAAGAGAAGACUGUGAACAAAUGACGGGUCGUUGCAUGUGUAAAGCUGGUGUGCAGGGACAGAAGUGUACCAUCUGCACAGGACUUAAUAUGAUUCUCAGCCCCUCAGGCUGUACUGAAGCAGAUGAUGUGAUGGACAACUUUGAGAACUUGAAGUCAGGUAAACGAGCUGUAAUGGACAUAUUGCAGAUGAUAAGGGGACAAGCCUGAAUUCCAUGUAUUCCAUUUAGAGAAAUAUAAUUAAAAAGAGAGGCUGGUUGCAAAGACAGAAUGUAAUUGGACAGCAACUGGGAAGCUUGCAGUGCAGUUUAGAAGUUUUUGGUGAAUCAGUUGUUGGGACAGAAUGAGAGUCUGCCUGAUUACUGUGAUACAUUAUAAUUUCACAAUCCUUCCUAACCAUGAAAUGCUUUUUGUUAUUAUGUAUUUUUGCAACAAAAGAUAUAAUAAUAAAAAUAUAAUCACUAUUA
Molecule: messenger RNA, 4557 nt
Organism: Schistocerca gregaria
Lineage: Eukaryota; Metazoa; Arthropoda; Insecta; Orthoptera; Acrididae
Product: agrin-like
Exons: 19
Coding region: 2111-4300 (729 amino acids)
Biological process (GO): multicellular organism development; cell differentiation
Molecular function (GO): protein binding
Source: RefSeq, a predicted model, not a curated record